Molecule: messenger RNA, 3002 nt
Organism: Fusarium odoratissimum NRRL 54006
Lineage: Eukaryota; Fungi; Ascomycota; Sordariomycetes; Hypocreales; Nectriaceae
Exons: 4
Coding region: 408-2054 (548 amino acids)
Biological process (GO): vesicle-mediated transport; intracellular protein transport
Cellular component (GO): membrane coat
Molecular function (GO): clathrin binding
Source: RefSeq, a predicted model, not a curated record
CAAUCAGGCGGAAGUUUAGAGUUAGGGGGUAGCCUAGCCUCGAUCCACUAACUGGAGCUUACAGGGUCGCUGUAAAACGCCCCCUUUGGUCCAUGGUUUGGGCUGCGACUCAGUGGCCUAGACCUAUCUUCGUGGCCUUGGCAUAUUUGGUGACAGUUACGUCUGCCUUGUUCAUACCCAGAUCGAUCAACUCCUUUUCCGAUUAUCUCGACGACGUCGCGUAUCUUAGACGCAUCCUCCGAUACGCGAUAUAAUCGGUGGAUGCAGGCUUCGACACUUGAGGACAAGUAGCUUGUACUCGGCCUGACCAAUUCGACUAGACUGUCACCGCCGUCUUCGACAACUCAAUCUCUCGUUCCUCUCUAACCUUCGACCUCCUGCCCCGUGCCCCUCCAAGAACCUCGACGAUGGCGGUAAAUCGCAUUCGCGGCGCCUUUGCCGUGCCUCGAAAGGGCGAAACCUUUGAGCUGCGCGCUGGCUUGGUUUCUCAGUAUGCGUACGAGCGCAAGGAGUCGAUUCAGAAGACCAUCAUGGCCAUGACGUUGGGCAAGGAUGUGUCGGCACUCUUCCCAGAUGUGCUCAAGAACAUUGCGACCGGCGAUCUAGAUCAGAAGAAGCUUGUAUACCUCUACUUGAUGAACUACGCCAAAUCGCAUCCCGAUCUUUGCAUUCUCGCCGUUAAUACAUUUGUUCAAGACUCCGAAGACCCAAAUCCGCUGAUACGAGCACUGGCAAUCCGAACAAUGGGAUGCAUCAGAGUGGACAAGAUGGUGGAUUAUAUGGAAGAGCCCCUGAGGAAGACACUGCGGGACGAAUCACCCUACGUUCGCAAAACAGCUGCCAUUUGCGUCGCCAAACUCUUCGACCUCAAUCCUCAGAUGUGCAUCGAGAACGGCUUCCUGGAGGCCCUUCAGGAGUUGAUUGGUGAUCCCAACCCCAUGGUUGUCGCCAACUCAGUGACCGCUUUGUCUGAGAUCACCGAGACGGCGCCCGAGACGAGGGCACUGAUUGUCACGCCUGUGACGUUGAAGAAGUUGCUUAUGGCCCUUAACGAGUGUACCGAAUGGGGAAGAGUCACUAUUCUGACAACCCUGGCCAACUACUCUGCGUCAGAUCAGAAGGAGUCGGAGCACAUCUGUGAGCGUGUGGCACCUCAGUUCCAGCAUGUUAAUCCUAGUGUGGUUCUUGCUGCUGUCAAGGUUGUCUUCAUCCACAUGAAGGCUCUCAACCCUGAACUUGUGAGAUCAUACCUCAAGAAAAUGGCUCCUCCCUUGGUUACCUUGGUUGCUUCGCAGCCUGAGGUCCAAUACGUCGCUCUGCGAAACAUUGAUCUCCUGCUCCAGGCUAAACCAGACAUUCUGAGCAAGGAGAUGCGCGUCUUCUUCUGCAAAUACACUGACCCUCCCUAUGUUAAGCUUCAAAAGUUGGAAAUCAUGGUUAGGAUAGCAAACGAGCAUAACUACGAACAGCUCCUCGCUGAGUUGAAGGAGUAUGCCCUUGAAGUCGAUAUGGAUUUCGUCCGAAGAGCCGUCAAGGCAAUUGGCCAAGUAGCCAUCAAGAUUGAGAAUGCCGCCGAGAAGUGUGUUGCAGCUCUCGAGGAUCUCAUCUCUACCAAGGUCAACUAUGUUGUCCAAGAGGUGAUUGUCGUUAUCAAGGACAUUCUGCGAAAGUACCCUGGCUACGAGGGUGUUAUUCCUACACUUUGCAAGCAUAUUGAUGAAUUGGACGAGCCCACUGCCCGCGGAUCUCUCAUCUGGAUUGUUGGAGAAUAUGCUGAGAAGAUCAACAAUGCAGACGAGAUUUUGGAGAGUUUCGUUGAGUCCUUUAUGGAAGAGUUCACGCAGACGCAACUGCAAAUAUUGACAGCGGUGGUGAAGCUGUUCUUGAAGAAGCCUGGAAGCAACCAAGGCCUUGUCCAAAAGGUUCUUCAAGCAGCGACAGCGGAGAACGAUAACCCUGAUAUCCGCGACAGGGCAUAUGUCUACUGGCGUCUUCUCUCCUCUGAUCCCGAAGUUGCUAAAGUGAGAAAUUCGUCUGAAGGAUCAUCAGAAUAGUUGCUAACUACGUUUCUCAGAACAUUGUUCUAUCUCAAAAGCCCACGAUUACGACAACCAUGACAAGCCUUCCUCCGGCCCUUCUGGAGCAGCUCCUCACCGAACUUUCUACUCUAGCUUCUGUCUACCAUAAGCCUCCCGAGUCGUUCGUGGGUAAGGGUCGUUUCGGUGCCGAUGAGAUCCAGCGAGCAGCUAUCCAAGAACAACGACAAAACGCUGCCGAGAACCCUAUCGCUGCUUCAGUUGCUGCCGCUUCAUCCAACGGAUCUGGUGGUGCUCCUCAAAACAAUAUUGAGAAUUUGUUGGAUAUCGACUUCGAUGGCGCCGCGCCUGCAUCUCAAGAACAGAACAGUGCUUCAGCAACUCCCGAUAGAGUGGCCAGCCCAUCCGCUGGUGCGCCUUCAGGUGCCAUGGCUGAUAUGAUGAGCAUGUUUGAUGCGCCGGCGCAGGCUUCUGGAGCUCCUGCACCUGCUGCAGGUCCCAACAACAACAUGAAUGACUUGAUGAACGGUUUCGAAGGAUUGAACUUUGGUGGCUCGUCAGCAGGCGAGCCCCUACCAGCAGCAAUGCAGCUACAACAGGCCCAAGGAGGCGCUCCUCAACAGCCCAAGAAGGACAGUGAAGAUUUGCUGGGUCUUUUGUAGAUGCAUAAACGUAUACAUGAAUUUCAAGCCAAGAGAUGGUCAUUGGUUCACGGGAGUAUGGAGACGCGCUGGUAGGAAAAGAAGAUGGAUGCCUUCAUGGAGGUUAUGGUGUUGGCGCAUACAAACACAUCUUGUUGUUUCCGCGUUGUACGCUUGCCAAAUAAAGAUGCUCUAAUUAUAAACUCGAUUCCUUGGUUUUCUUGUUACUUCGUGAUGUACAGCGGCGUAAAGACCGCUUACGUACGGAUAUCGUUAUCUAGACCCUCCGUUACAUACUCGCCCUACCAUCCCUAUGCCUGUCGCG